AGUACUGAGGGACCGGGUUCAUACAAUACUACCGAGACAACUAGGCACAGCUUAGCACACAGAUACAGCACAAUGUCUAUUUCAGCCCCGCUGUAAGUGAUGCUGCACUAAGGAACACUUUCAUCCAACUCCGUUGGGGGACAGAACACUACCCAGGCUACAGCCCAUUUACGUGUUAUUUUUUUUUAGCUGAAUAAUAACCAUUACAAAAAUGAAAACAGUGCUGUCAGAACUGAAGUUUUCAGACAUCGUACCAAACUGUUUCAUUUUUGCGCGCUCUUGGAUGGAAGUUUAUGCGCUUGUUAAAAAGCUGUAACACAUGCUCAGUGAAACGGUCUUCCAUACAAGCGGUUUUCACAAUUUAUAGCAAGAGAAAACAUUUUAAAACACACGUUGGCUAGGGCUAUUUAGGGUCAAGCAACUUGGACCAUCAGCAUCUCUCCUGCCGCCCGUGAUUGAAUCACAGUUUAACCCAAGAUAUCUGAAGAGGAAUUACAUCGGCUCUUUGAGUUACAAAGUUAUUCUGCAAUCAAUGGUUUUUGCCUUCCGCAUGUGGACGAUAGACUUUAUAGGGCAUGGAUAAUAUUCUUUAGUGGAUAACCCUGUUGAUUUGUGUUUUAUUUGAUUCCCGCUACGGAAGAGGAUUUUCUUUCUCCCCUAUUCCACUUCAGUGUAAUUAUAUGGCACUUCUUCUUCUAAAGCAGUGAUGUCGCUACGUGACGGGAAUUGCGAUUGAUUUUCCAUAUUCUGUUUCAAGGGAUUUAAGUGACAGAGUUGCAGCCUUACAAGAAAAGCUCCCAUCCUCUCUGAUUAUGGACUUAGCAGGUCAGGCUAAUGUGCUGGUGGUGUUGCUCACCUGCCUGGUCCUGCUGUCCUGGGCCCAAGAGAAAGACUACACGGUGAGGGAGGAGCAGCCCGAGAAUGUCCGCAUCGGGAAUCUGCGGAAGGACUUGGACCUUAACCUUGACCCUGACUUAAAGCUGUCUUCGCCACUGCAGUUCAAGCCCGUCUACAAAACGGGCGAUGUGCCUUUGGUGAGGGUGGAGGCCAACACUGGGGAGAUCUUCACCACGGCUCACCGCAUCGACCGCGAGAAGCUCUGCUCGGGAGUAUUCAACGAGAAGCGCUGCUUCUACGAGAUCGAGGUAGCCGUUCUGCCUGACGAGAUCUUCCGUCUGGUCAAGAUCCGGUUCCUGAUUGAGGACGUCAAUGACAACGCUCCACUCUUCCAGUCCACCGUUAUAAACAUCUCCAUCCCAGAGAACACAGCCAUCAACACCCGGUACCCCGUGCCCUCUGCGUAUGACCCAGAUGUGGGGAUCAAUGGGAUUCAACACUAUGAACUUGUCAAGAGUGUGAGUGAGUUUGGCCUGGACAUCAUCGAGACCCCAGAGGGAGACAGAUGGCCUCAGCUGAUCGUCCAGCAGAGCCUGGACCGCGAACAGAAGGACACCUUCGUCAUGAAAAUCAAGGUGGAGGACGGAGGAACCCCCCCAAAGUCCAGCACGGCCAUCCUCCAGGUCACCAUCGCCGACGUCAACGACAAUCGACCGGUCUUCAAGGACAGCGAGGUGGAGGUGAACAUCCCAGAGAACGCCCCCAUGGGAACCUCCGUCACCCAGCUCCACGCCACGGACGCAGACCUCGGCUCCAACGCCCAGAUCCACUUCUCCUUCUCCAACCAGAUUUCCUCGUCCACCAAGAGGCAUUUUGCCAUCGACAGCACCACCGGGCUGAUCACCGUCAAGCAGCCCUUAGACCGGGAGUCCACCCCGGUCCACAAACUCAUCGUCCUGGCCAGCGACGGCAGCUCCACCCCCUCCAGAGCUGCGGUUAUCGUCAACGUAACGGACAUUAAUGACAACGUUCCGUCCAUAGACACUCGGUACAUAAUGAACCUUGUUAAUGGAACGGUUCUGCUGUCAGAGAACGCUCCUCUCAACACAAAAAUAGCCCUAAUUACAGUGACGGACAAGGACCUGGAUCUGAACGGCAAAGUGACUUGUUACACCGACCACGAUGUUCCUUUCAGGUUAAAGCCAGUCUUUAAUGACCAGUUCCUGCUGGAGACUGCGGCUCCCCUAGAUUACGAAACAACCAGGGAAUAUGCAAUUAAGAUAGUGGCGUCGGAUUCUGGGAAGCCUCCUUUGAACACUUCAGCGAUGGUUUUAAUUAAAAUGAAGGACGAGAAUGACAACGCUCCCAUCUUCCCUCAGCCUGAGAUUCAGCUGUCCAUACCAGAGAACAAUGAUCCGUCCACGCAGCUCAUAAAGAUCAGUGCCACAGAUGCAGACAGCGGACAUAAUGGUGAGAUUAUUUAUUCUCUUGGCCCUGACGCUCCCGAUGGGUUUAACAUAGAUCGGCGGUCAGGAAUCCUGUCCGUUGGCAAACGCCUGGACAGAGAGAAGCAGGAGAAGUAUUCGUUCGCUGUCAUGGCGAGGGACAAUGGGUCUACUUCGCUGCAGAGCAAUGUCACAGUGAGGUUGAUAGUGCAGGACCUCAACGACAACAGCCCAGCUUUCACCCAUCCUGAGUAUAACUUCUACGUGCCUGAGAAUCUGCCUCUAUAUGGGACAGUGGGUCUGAUCACCGUCACAGACUCUGACGCAGGUGACAACGCCGUCGUAACGCUGUCCAUCCUGAACGGGAAAGACAAUUUCGUUAUUGAUCCCCGGACCGGUGUGAUCAAACCCAACAUCACGUUUGAUAGAGAGCAGCAGAGCUCUUACACUUUUAUGGUGAAGGCUGUAGACGGAGGGCAACCGCCCAGCACUUCAUACGCCAAGGUCACCAUAAACGUCGUGGACGUCAAUGACAAUCGACCCGUUUUUGUUAUCCCCUCGUCCAAUUACUCUUACGAUCUGGUCCAGUCUACCACCAGCCCUGGGUCUGUGGUCACCAGAGUGUUCGCUAUGGACAAUGACACUGGCAUGAAUGCUGAGCUGCAGUACAGCAUCAUUGGAGGAUCACCAAGAGGCCUGUUUGCCAUAGACAAAACAACUGGUAAUAUAACUCUGCAGGAGAAGGUAGUCUCAGCCGAUCAGGGUUUACACCGGCUGGUGGUGAAAGUCAAAGACCUGGGCCAGCCAGAGUCCUUACACGCUAUCGCCCUCAUUCAUCUGUUCAUUAACGAGACUGUUUCCAACGCUACGUUCAUACAGGAGCAGCUACGUAAGAGCUUGGAGACUCCAUUGGACCGUAACGUGGGAAACAGUGAGGUCACACCCCAAGUCAACGGAUACGUGAUUGUUGUCAUCGCUAUUAUCGCUGGGACUAUGACAGUCAUCUUAGUCAUCUUCGUGACUGCCUUGGUGCGCUGCCGCCAGACGCCCAGGCAUAAAGUGGUGCAGAAGGGCAAGCAGAGCGGCGAGUGGGUGUCGCCCAACCAGGAGAACCGUCAAAUCAAGAAGAAAAAGAAGAAAAAGAAGAGAUCCCCUAAGAGCCUCCUCUUGAACUUUGUCACCAUAGAAGAAUCCAAGUCUGAUGAUCCCAGCCAGGAGCACAUUAAUGGAACCCUGGACCUCCCCGUGGAGCUAGAUGAGCAGACCAUGGGGAAAUACAACUGGGCCACUACUCCGACCACCUUCAAACCUGACAGUCCAGACUUAGCCAAGCAUUACAAGUCCGCCUCCCCACAGCCGACCUUCCAAAUCAAACCAGAGACCCCGAUGGCGCCCAAUAAACAUCACGUGAUUCAGGAGCUCCCGCUGGACAACACGUUUGUGGUGGGCUGUGACUCGCACUCCAAGUGCCUCUCCACCAGCUCGGACCCGUACUCUGUCUCAGAGUGCAGCUGUCAGGGGGGAUUCAAGACUCCUGGGCAAAUCCACACCAGACAGGAGACGGCACUGAAACCACCACUCUAUGGCACACUCUGUGGCACAGGUACAACUCGCUCCCACAGGAUAAAAAUCAAUCUCUAGCUGCCAGUACCUAGAGAGAGAAAGAGAGAGGGAGAGAGAGAGAGAGAGAGAGCGAGAGAGAGAGGGAGGAAGGCACAGAGGAAGAGGUGAAUCUCAUACUAUACAAUCUCUACGGCCUCGAACACCAACCGACAAAAGGAAUAUGUUCAUUUGGUUCAUUUUUGUGGGCUUUUUUUUAUUUAUUUUAAUUAAAAUUAAUUUCACAGAAAUUAAGACACGUUGUUGCCUGCCUAAAACUUGACGAAGCUCUCCUUGUGAAUCCUGUAGGAUGUUUGAAAUGCUUCAUAGGUACCCAUCAUUUACAUGAUCUCUUAUCAUAUCUUUCUCCUAGAUGAUGACUCACGCUAUGACCCACCCACCUGUAAAAAAACAAACAAAAAAACAUACAGUACAAAUACAAUGAAUAGUUAUUCUGUACUUUAUUCUGUAAAGUAUGUUUAUAUGUAUGUAUGUAUGUAUAUUUAUUACUGAGCUUACUAUGGUUAUAUUUAUUGAUUCUGCUUGACUAAAGUUUGACCUACCUGGUGGCUGUUUUUUUAUUGUUUUUUUCCUUGUUUUGACUAAAGUUUAACCUACUGUGUCUUUUUUUUUUUUUUUUAUUGAUGUUUUUCUACUUGCUUUUUAAUCCAUUGAAUUUGCUAUUUCUGGGCUUGCUCAUGGAUAUACUGACUGGCAAUGUAUAAUGCUGCAAGCUAAGCCUACUGCUAAUGGCAUUACUGCUAAUGGUCCUACUGCUAACGGUUCUACUGCUAACGGUCCUACUGCUAACGGUCCUACUGCUAAUGGUCCUAGUGGUAACGGUCCUACUGCUAAUGGUCCUAGUGCUAACGGUCCUACUGCUAAUGGUCCUAGUGCUAACGGUCCUACUGCUAACGGUCCUACAGCUAACGGUCCUACUGCUAACGGUCCUACUGCUAACGGUCCUACUGCUAACGGUUCUACUGCUAACGGUCCUACUGCUAACGGUCCUACUGCUAAUGGUCCUGCUGCUAAAGGUCCUACUGCUAACGGUCUUACUGCUAACGGUCCUACUGCUAACGGUCCUACUGCUAACGGUCCUACUGCUAAUGGUCCUACUGCUAAUGGUCCUACUGCUAAAGGUCCUACUGCUAAUGGUCCUAGUGCUAACGGUCCUACUGCUAACGGUCCUACUGCUAACGGUCCUACGUAUGUGACUGUUCUGCCCGUGUCACCAUGUACCUUCAUGUCAAUGAUCACCUCGUGUCAUCCCAUACACUUAAUGCGCCACAGUUAGUGUUAGUAGUGAAGAGUGUGUCUAGUGUUAAUAGGCCCACUGGACUGGAACACCACAUUGUAGUGCUUUACCAGGACCAGGAGGACUGUGUCUACUGAUUGCCACCGUAGGACAUUAGGGAAUUGUACCACAUAGUAGAGAGGAGGAGUUUAAUACUUUGAGCUAAGCCACAAUCACAAGGGACCGAAGGCUUUGUUCAUAAUCAAAAGCUGUUCUAUGUUGGACUAAACAGACGAGCACCACGGUUAACCUUAGUGUACCGGAGUCAGCUGGACAGCUCCACAAGUCACAGCCGGUUUAACCUGUGAGAUAUAAUAUUACAUAUUUAAAAAGAUGAUUCCAAAUGGUAAAACUCAGGCAGUCGUUGAUACCACUUGGUUGACCUAAAGCAAAAAAAAAAGACUAACUUGAAUUUGUGCACUUAUUUAUAUCAAUGCAUUAUUUAUUGAAGUGAAAUUAGGAGAGAUAAACAUUGAACAUCGAAACGAGUAGAGGUAGCGCAAGCAGCAUUCAGCAGGCUUCAAUUUAUUAACAGCAAUAAGGUGACAUUUAGGAUGAGAGAGAAUCUGUUUUACAGUGCACGUUCAAUAUGGUAAGCCUUUGGUUCUGACUUGGUAUCCACACAAAUAUAUGCCUCUACUGUAUCUUGUAAACACUUGGACUCAUUGUUAUGUCCUGAUCUUUGAUUACUAUCUAAUAAACAGCUUGGUGGGUUUAGCACUGUUGUUAAUAGUCAUGAUGUUUAAUGGUGUCUUAUAAAGAGACUGCUUUGGUUAGGCGAGGCUGUGUGUGCAGUCUGUAUGGCACAUAUAGGAUACCUUCCUAAUGAUCCAAAUCGUUUCUGGAUGUAGGUACCGGAUGUAAAUAUGGUAUCAAAUGUAUCACUACUGAGUAGAACCACAGUGUGAACUACACAGAGCAUCUUAGCACUGUAAUCAUCAUUCGAUUGAACAGAUCUUUGGGAGAAAAAUAGAAAAAUCAUACAUGAAUACAGGAGAGUAGACAGUUUUGAUCUGUUGUAAGGGAGACAGAUGACAAUGAAAUACCAACCUCACUUUUAUUCAAUGUGAAGUACGAUAUGCUCCUUACAUAAUCUUUGUAAUUAACUUUGAUUUGCCAAUUGUGUGAAGAAAAACGGUAUAUAAAUGUUUUGUUUAUGUAUAUGUGUGUGUGAGCUUCUGGAAUUUAUUAAAGUCUUUUUGCAUUGUA
This is a messenger RNA of Coregonus clupeaformis (lake whitefish), 6387 nucleotides long. RefSeq names its product protocadherin-11 X-linked-like. NCBI's taxonomy places the organism in Eukaryota, Metazoa, Chordata, Actinopteri, Salmoniformes, Salmonidae. Gene Ontology annotation, molecular function: calcium ion binding. The coding region runs from base 813 to 3923 and encodes 1036 amino acids. The transcript is spliced from 4 exons. Gene Ontology annotation, biological process: homophilic cell-cell adhesion. Gene Ontology annotation, cellular component: plasma membrane. The record is from RefSeq and is a predicted model, not a curated record.